This is a messenger RNA of Telopea speciosissima, 1159 nucleotides long. RefSeq names its product probable choline kinase 2. Gene Ontology annotation, cellular component: cytoplasm. The transcript is spliced from 7 exons. The record is from RefSeq and is a predicted model, not a curated record. Gene Ontology annotation, biological process: phosphatidylethanolamine biosynthetic process; phosphatidylcholine biosynthetic process. The coding region runs from base 61 to 1119 and encodes 352 amino acids. NCBI's taxonomy places the organism in Eukaryota, Viridiplantae, Streptophyta, Magnoliopsida, Proteales, Proteaceae. Gene Ontology annotation, molecular function: ethanolamine kinase activity; choline kinase activity.
AAGAGAUUCUCGCCAAUUAUAUUUUCUAGUCACAGGGACUUGUUGGUUCUUUUUUUUAUAAUGGCUGUACUAGAUGAUAUGGUCACAAACGGUGGUGAAGCUUACCUUCCAGGAGAAGCAAAGAAGGUUUUGAAAUCAUUGGCUUCCAGUUGGAGUGAUGUGAUUGAUUCAAAUACCUUGCAAGUGAUUCCAUUAAAGGGUGCAAUGACCAAUGAAGUUUUUCAGAUAAAUAUGCUUACAGAAACAGGGGAACUCCGACAUAAGGUUCUUGUUCGUCUUUAUGGUGAAGGUGUGGAUACCUUCUUUGACCGUGAUAAUGAGAUCAGAACUUUUGAAUGUAUGUCAAAGCAUGGUCAGGGCCCUCGUCUUCUCGCAAGGUUUUCUAAUGGACGAAUUGAGGAGUUCAUUCAUGCACGGACAUUAUCAGCUAAUGACCUUAGAGACCCUGAAAUAUCUGCACUUAUAGCAGCUAAGUUGAGGGAGUUCAAUGAUCUUGAUAUGCCAGGCCCAAAGAAUGUCCAGCUCUGGGAUAGAAUGAGAAAUUGGCUUAAAGAGGCACAAAAUUUGUGCUCUCCUGAUGAAACCAAGAGAUUUGGUUUGAAUGCUUUGGAGGAGGAAAUUCUUACUCUGGAAAAGGAAUUAUCUGGGGAUCAUCAGCGUAUCGGAUUUUGUCACAAUGACUUGCAGUAUGGCAACAUUAUGAUGGAUGAGGAGACAAGAGUGAUCACUAUAAUUGAUUAUGAAUAUGCAAGUUACAACCCUGUUGGUUUUGAUCUUGCGAAUCACUUCUGUGAGAUGGCUGCAAAUUAUAAUUCCGAAGAACCUCAUAUUUUAGAUUAUGGUCGAUAUCCAGAUUUGGAGGAGCGCCAGAGAUUUGUCUGUAGGUAUCUUAGCUCUUCAGGUGAUGAGCCUACUGACCUUGAGGUGGAGCAAGUACUCGAAGAUGUCGAGAAGUAUACUCUUGCAAGCCAUCUGCUUUGGGGCUUAUGGGGAAUAAUUUCGGAACAUGUCAAUGAAAUCGAUUUCGAUUACAUGGAGUAUGCAAGGCAGAGGUUUCAGCAGUACUGGUUACGAAAAUCCACAGUUUUGGGAUAUUCAGGCACAUCUCCUACUGUCUAAGUGUAGUAUGAGUAUUAUUGUAGAUCAAUAAAUCAGAGAU